AUGCUAAUACGUAACACGGCUAGUAUAUUUUGCUGGGCAACGCUCAUUACCCUAGGCACAGCCGGAUACACAGCACAAGAACCGCCCCAGUAUGACUAUGUAGUCGUGGGCUCGGGUCCUGGUGGAGGGCCGCUGGCCGCCCGUCUCGCCAUUGCAAGAAAGCGUGUCUUGCUUCUCGAGGCCGGCUCGGAUCCGGGAGAUCUGAUCGAGUACCAGGUGCCGGCCUUCAAUUUGGGGUCAACAGAGAGCAAGGAGAUGCGCUGGGACUAUUUCGUACAUCACUACUCGGACCCGGAAAGACAAGCCCGAGACUCCAAGAUGAACUACCGUCUGCCCUCGGGCGAGCUGUACACGGGCCUAUCGCCUCCUGCCGGUGCCGUGCCUCUGGGAAUCCUGUACCCGCGCGCCGGGACACUCGGGGGUUGCAGCUCGCACAAUGCCUUAAUUACUGUCUACCCGCAUCAAAGUGAUUGGCGGUACAUCCAGCACCUGAUGGGCGAUGACUCGUGGAGCCCAGAGAACAUGCGCAGGUACUUUCAACGGCUUGAGAGGGCUGACUACUUGCCCAUCGGCACUCCAGGGCAUGGCUUCUCGGGCUGGCUGACCAUAACACGAACCUGGUUUGGAUUCGUGGCGCAAGAUGCAAAGCUUCUCAGUGUGGUCCUGUCGGCGGCCAGUGCUAUAGGAGAAACGAUCGGGGCAACGCUCAAGGGGCUAGUACAGGUUUUGGCUUUGGAUAUCAAUACAGACUUUGCCGGCCGGGACCAACGUGAAGGCUUGUACGCAGUGCCGCUUACCGUCAACCAAGGCGUCAGGAACGGGGCCAGGGAGUUUAUUCUGAGUACGGCCAAUGCCAAAGGAAAGAAUGGGCAAAGGAAAUAUCAUCUCGAUAUCCAACUCAAUACCCUCGUCACCAAGAUCAAUUUUGACACGACUGGUGCAAAACCCAGGGCCGUCGGUGUCGAUUAUGUCAUGGGGCAGAGUUUAUACAAAGCAGAUCCCCGUUUCCACGACAGCAAGAGUGGCACAGUAGGCAGCGUCAAUGUCAAGCAGGAAGUCAUCUUGUCUGCAGGUGCUUUCGAGUCGCCCAAGCUCUUGAAGCUGAGCGGUAUUGGUCCGGCCAAGGAGCUGAGAUCCUUCAACAUACCCGUCAUAGUUGAUCUUCCAGGUGUUGGAAACAAUCUCCAGGACCGGUACGAAACUUCGGUGAUUGGCAACUCGGCAUCAGACUUUGCGGUCACGCAUGACUGCACUUUCUUAAGGACACCCGACGAUCCCUGCCUCAAGAGAUGGAAGGCGGGAAAAUCAAACGACGACAGGGGUAUAUAUGCCAGCAACAGUCUUGCCUUUGGCGUCGUGAAAAAGUCCAGCACUGCCGACGGGGACCCAGAUUUGUUCAUUGCUGGUGCUCCUGGCUACUUUCCUGGAUAUUAUCCCACGUACAGCUACAACGCUUCCCUGGACGCCAAGCACUGGUCCUGGGUUACCUUGAAGGCGCACUCUCGUAACACAGCUGGUACUGUGAGAUUGGCAUCUGCAGAUGCUCGAGAUCUGCCGAUUAUAGACUUUCAUUCCUUCAGUGGGAAAGACGGCAAUCUCGACGUCCAAGCGGUUGUGGAUGGUAUGCAAUUAUCCCGCAAGAUGUUCAGUGAUCUGGUACCUCUCGAAGGCAGUUUUGAAGAAGUCUGGCCUGGAGAGGGUGUCACGGGCACCAACUUGGCUGAUUUUGUGCGCAACGAGGCCUGGGGUCACCAUGCCAGCUGCACAAAUCCCAUUGGAAAAGAUACCGACCCCAAGGCAGUCUUGAAUUCGGAUUUCACCGUCAAAGGGACCAAGGGGUUGAGAGUAGUUGACGCCUCGAUCUUUCCAAAGAUCCCUGGGUUUUACAUUGCUGUUCCGAUCUACAUGAUCAGUGAAAAGGCCGCCGACGUUAUCCUGGGCAAAAAGUGGACAGUUUAG
This is a messenger RNA of Pestalotiopsis fici W106-1, 1959 nucleotides long. RefSeq lists its product as uncharacterized. Bases 1 to 1959 code for a protein of 652 amino acids. The transcript has a single exon. Gene Ontology annotation, molecular function: flavin adenine dinucleotide binding; oxidoreductase activity, acting on CH-OH group of donors. The record is from RefSeq and is a predicted model, not a curated record. NCBI's taxonomy places the organism in Eukaryota, Fungi, Ascomycota, Sordariomycetes, Amphisphaeriales, Sporocadaceae.